This is a messenger RNA of Syngnathus acus (greater pipefish), 1854 nucleotides long. RefSeq names its product complement component 9 (gene c9). Bases 36 to 1784 code for a protein of 582 amino acids. Gene Ontology annotation, cellular component: membrane attack complex. The transcript has 11 exons. Gene Ontology annotation, biological process: immune response. NCBI's taxonomy places the organism in Eukaryota, Metazoa, Chordata, Actinopteri, Syngnathiformes, Syngnathidae. Gene Ontology annotation, molecular function: protein binding. The record is from RefSeq and is a predicted model, not a curated record.
GUUCAUUCAAGUUGUUCUUCACCUGCAAAUUCAAGAUGAGGAUCGCGUUUGCCGUCUUGCUGGGUCUCUUUCUCAUGCUCGCCGAGAAAGGAAUGGGAGUGGAACUUCCUGAUCCGCCCGCCGUGGACUGCGUGUGGAGUCGCUGGUCCGAGUGGGGCGUUUGCGAUCCGUGCACGUUAACCAGAAGGCGUUCCCGGAGCGCCACGGUGUUCGGACAAUUCGGCGGCGAGUCCUGCCAGGGUUCCAUUGGCGAGCGAGAGUCCUGCGUGAGCGACGCUACAUGUCAACAACCUCCACGUCCGCUAUGCACCGACGAGGAGUUCCAAUGCGAGUCAGGUUCUUGCAUCCAUAAGAGACUCAUGUGCAACGGCGACUACGACUGCGAAGACGGAUCUGAUGAAGACUGCGACGACCCCACGAGGCGCCCGUGUCACCCCGCCGUGCUAGAAAACAACGAGCAAGGCAGGACGGCAGGAUACGGAAUCAACAUUUUGGGCUCGGACCCUCGUAUGAACCCCUUCAACAAUGAUUACUUCAACGGCCGAUGCGAACGGGUCAAGAAUCCGUACACGGGGAAGUUCGACCGACUCCCGUGGAAUGUCGGGGUGCUCAAUUAUCAGACGCUAGCCGAGGAAACGGUCUCCAGGGAAAUCUACGAGGACACGCACAGCCUGCUCAAGGAUAUCCUCAGGGAGACGAGCAGAAAGGUGGACGCCGGACUUUCCUUCAAGUUCAACCCGAGCGAGGAAUCCAUGUCGAGUUCGCCUGGCAGUGCUAGUGUCGAUUAUCAGUAUGAGAAGAAAACUAUGAUCAAGGAGAUGUCCGAGUACACCAACAUCCGGAACAAGAGCUUCAUGAGAGUCAAGGGAAGAGUCCAGAUGAGCACCUACAGGCUUCGUUCCCGCGCUCUCCAGAUGGCCGACGAGUUCCUGGCGCACGUCCGGUCUUUGCCUUUGCAGUACGACAAGGGCAUCUACUUCGCCUUCCUGGAGGACUACGGAACGCACUACACCCAAAACGGGAAGUCUGGCGGAGAAUAUGAACUCAUCUAUGUUCUCAACCAGGACGCCAUCAAGGCCAAAAAUCUGACGGAGAGAAAAGUUCAAGAAUGCGUCAAAUUGGGUAUCUCGUUGGACUUUACCGGAGAGUCGGUUAGCGAAGGAAAAGCUCACUACAAAGACGACAAGUGUGAUGACGUAUCCACAAAAGCCCAAGGAGAGAUUGCUGGCAAAGCGGUCGUGGAUAAGGUGAUGACAUCGGUGAAAGGAGGCACCUUGGAAAGUGCCGUGGCCAUGAGGGCCAAACUAAACAAGGACGGGCUGAUGGACAUCGCUACGUACCAGGCGUGGGCUCGCACCAUCGCCGACGCCCCUGCGCUUCUCAACAGCGAGCCGCAGCCCAUUUAUACGCUGGUUCCUUUGGACAUGGCCGACGCCAACGUAAGGAUCGGCAACUUGAAGCGGGCCACGGCCGACUACGUGGCCGAGUACAGCGUGUGCAAGUGUAAGCCGUGCCACAAUGGCGGCACUGUCGCGCUGCUGGAUGGCAAGUGCAUGUGUUUGUGCCCGCACCUCUUUGAGGGAAUGGCUUGCCAGAAUUUCAAAGGCGACAAAGCCAAGCACACAGGUGGACGUCCCGAGGUCUCUCAAGAAGGCAACUGGUCCUGUUGGUCCGAGUGGUCCGACUGCAGGGGGGGUAAACGAACCAGGACGCGAAGCUGCAACACAAUCGGGCUGCUCGGCGCUCGCUGCAGAGGAGACAGCAGCAGUGAAGAGUACUGCUGAAGAAUACAGUGCCACCUAGUGGUCGUCAAUGGCUUCCCGUUUACGUUUGCAUCAAAUUGCUGCAUUUUUU